CGCGUAGCUGAAGGAGCCUCAUCGAGUAAACAGACAUCAUCACGAAUCACCCACCACACUCCUUCCUACCUCCCGAAAACACUGCGCGUCGCUGUCACUGCCGCAUGACGGCACAGCAAUCAUGUCCAACACAGAAACGCCCGAGCCUGCGACCGAGCGCGCGACACGAUCGACCACGGCGCGCAACCCACGACGACGAGCUCGACAAAGCGACAACGACACCUUACAGAAGGCUGCUCCUCGACGGAAACGCAGCAAAAUAACCGACGAGACCUACGCGCCGCGGGACUCGACCGAAGGGCGGCCUCCGGAAGUCGACAUCGAUGCGAAAAUAGACGAGGCCGAUGAAGCAGGGGAGGUCAACAGUGUCGUGAAUGGAUCCAUCAAUGGACACACCUACGUUGGCGUUGGGACUGCCAAAGCUAAUGGCAAUGGACACCACCGACAUCGACGUGCCGGAAGCGCUACUCCUGUGCUUGACGUUGAAAUGCCAGUGCGAGGGAAGAAAGGCACUGUGAAGCGAGUGCAUAGAUCUGACGGCGCCACGACUUUGUGCUCAAAUCAAUGCUACAGUGUCAAAUUACUCCCCAGUACGCCGAAGGAGCUCAAAAAGGAAGGACUCGAAUAUCGUGGCAGUAUACUGGGCAACCAUGCGCUGGCUAUCACACAGGAAAAGGCACUCGUAUGGGAUUAUACCGCGCACGUUGCUGCGAGCAAUGUGCGCACCUUCAACAUGCCUUUCUCGACGCGAGGAGAGCGCUUGCCAUUCGGUGCGCUGGUGCCCAGCAACGGAAUCGCUCAUAACGACAUGGGUCUCGUGCUCAUUUCGGCAGACACUGGCAAAGUGGUCUUCUACGACUCUCUUGAUCGCGCAACCUCGCUCGGCUUGUUCCAGGCGAAACGUGCGAGUGUAGAUGGCACAAUUCCAUUGAGCGGCACCGAAGUGGUGGCAGACAUUGUCCCUGCUGCUUACGCCACGUUUGUGGUCACGCUCAGCUCUGGGAGGAUAGUAUCACUUACACUGAAGGAUAUGACCGGUAUGCCGAAGGUGCAGAGCCAAUUCAUGAAGAUCGAGGAAGUGUCCUCUGGUGGUGUCUUUGGCAGCUUCAGCGGCUUCCUCAAGUCAAAUUACCGGAGGGACCUGACAGCAGUUCGAACGAAAGAGAUGGCACGUGGCGUUGUGCAGGUUGUUGGGCUUACGGCCAAAGCAGAGGUGCUGCUUUGGGAGCUGGAGUGGUCUGGCCGCUCUCUAUACAUUUCCAGCCACGAGCUCAAAGAGACGAUCGUGAACGAGCUGAAGGAUGCGACAUCAGCUGAGCUUGCCGGGCAGGCAGAGUACGCUGUUGCACUGGACUUUGCGAUCGCGGACAAGGACAACACGGGCAGCAGCCAGGCAUUAGUCUCUACCGGCUCCAAACAGCCAUUGGACCUCUUCAUUCUGUUGCGGAUCGGGACUUCAGACAUGACCCAGUACGUCGUAGUGGAGAUUUCUCUUCCGGGCGAUGGCAGCUACAACAUCGAGCGUGUCCAUCAGCUCCAAAGCUAUUACAGCGACAGGCCCCUGUCCCAACACCAAAAGGCACGGCUAGUGGUACCAAAGCCUGGCCACUCAUUCUACGCCGUAUUUGAGGAUACCGUUGUCCUUGCUGCGACGGUAGAUCUUGUGGACGACAGCCCUGAAGCUCAAUUGCACGCAUCCUACCUACAGCAGGAUCCGUUUGAGGAUGCAAUCCGGCUAAGGUCAGACAAGGACCUAGCUUUUCUCGGUGUUAGCGAAGAACCGUCUCGGGCGAAUCAUGCUUCAGCGAUUGCAUUUGUCAAAGGAGCUGGUCUUGUGCGCAUUUCAGCAGCGGAGACAACAUCUAUUCCCGGAGGAGCCCGUAUACCCGCUAAGAGCAGGAUCGAACAGGCUGUCUUCUAUGGUGUAUUGCAGCCCGAUAACAUGCUCGACCUUUCGCAGCAGAAACGAUCCGAGUAUAGCAUCGAGGAGAUUGAGGAAGCGGCUGUGGUUGUCUCUGAGGAGAUCUUGCGUGCAGAUACAGGGUUCCCUACCAUGAUCUCGCCAACGCCAGCUUCUAUGGAGGUCGGACUCGCCACGAAAGCGAAAGCGCUGAAGGCCUUGGUGACUUUCGUGACCAGAACUUAUCCCGCUCUUCCGAGAAGGACGAUGUGGCAAUUGCUCUGGGACGCCGAGAAGCUUGCGGCUGCUCAGCAGCUGUGGCUUGCUUUCGAGGAACACGUUGCUCUCACAAUCAAGGGAGAGAAGCGCAAAGCGACUGUGAUGGACGAGCUUGCGGCUUGGUUCGAGCACAACUUCGACUUCUAUGACCGACCUGAAUUGGCCAACGAGAAUGCAGUGCGGCGAUUCUUCGCUUGUGGCCUAAAUUACAUGGACAGGCUUUUAACGAACCUGCGACUCUUGCUACAGGACUUCUACGACCAAGAAGAAUGCCCUCCGCAAGAGGGUCUCAAACGUGUCAUUCAAGCGGACGACAUCUGGCUCAGGGCUUUGGAAACAGUUUUCAACUUCCGCUCUGAGAACUGCGCCGACUAUGGUAUACUGCCUGAACUAAUUGACGAUGGAAUUCUAAUCGAUAAGGCUGAGUAUGUUGAUCUUCCGGAAUUCUGGACCUCCUCUCUGAAGCUCGUGGACAACACUCUGAAAGUUGCAGAUCUGUCGCGUGAUUUGACUCAGAAGUGUUAUCAACCUGAGGAGCUCGACGCUGAUGGUCACGCAAUGGUCAACGAUAUCGCAGACAACAACGCGCGACUUGUGCAGAUAUAUUGCUUGCAGGCUCAAGAAAGCAUCAAUUGGUACUCUUCCCGGCCGGAUAAGAGACAGCAGGAGAUCGCAGAUAAGAUGCUACAGGAAUAUCAUCAGGAGCGCUACGCGCAAUGUCGUAAACUGGCUACUGUUGGCAGAGCGGAAGCUGGCAUGCUAUUGGCUGAGAAAUACAAAGACAUGAACACAUUGGCCGAUAUGAUCAUUGCCGAGGACCAGUACUUGUACGAGUACAGUCAAGAACAUGAUGCGGACAAGACGCAAAUUGCCCAGUUCUCCGCAGAUCUACACAGCAAGAUCCAGCGAUACUUCCGCAAGUAUCAGAAGGCCUGGUCAGAAGCCUUUUUCGACAAACUGUUUGAAAGCAGUGCCUCAGGUGCUAAGCUCUUGCGAGCACAAAAGGAAUGGAAAAAGCCUCUUGCUGAGUACCUUCGAGGACACCCUAGCAGAGCGAAGUUGUGCUGGAUCAAUGACAUUACAGCCGAGGCCGAUUACGCGCAUGCCAGUCAGGCACUUGCUGAGUGUGCUCAGGUCCAAGAGACGAAGCUGUGGAGCAAAAAGGUUGAGCUGUCGUUGUCGAAGCUGGCACUGCUCGCUGCAGAAGAGGCUGGUACGGCCCCCAACCCCGAGUCAAAGACGAACGGAUCAGCCAAGUUGCACCGUUCCCCGCAAGACGAGCUCGCUAUCCUGCAGGUACAGGAACGUGUUUUUAAGCACUUCACUCCGGAAAUCCAGCUGUCCGUUGACGAAGAUGCCGAGCUCGUGAACUGUAUGGACAAGUACGGCAGACACCUAGAUAGGAACUCGGCUCUAUGGGGCGUGCUCGAACACGGGAUUGCGACCAUUCUUCGACAUGGGAUCCUCGAAGUUGAGGAGCUGAUCGACACACUGACUCUGAUGUCCGUAGUCAUUGACAGCGCCUCAGACGUCAACCUUCAAGGCUCGGAGACACUUCAGGCUCUGAUCGCGUUGGAAGCAGCGGCGUCUUCACUUCCACCUUCUGGCUUCGAGACACUCCUGGCAUUGAUCUGGAAGCGAGCAUACAUUUACGACGACUGGAAUUCACCGGAUCUUCAAAUCCACAAAAAGCAAUCUGAUGAGGAGCGCAAGGGCGCCAUUCAAUUCUCUACUCUGUGGCAAACUCUGCACCACGUCUUGGAAUCCGAAAUCACUACUAAGCCCGACGCCCAAGUUAGAAUCUUGACGCCUUCGGAGUGCGUGGGCGCGGCUUGUCAACCUGAAGACUUGAGCUACCGUUUUCCAGAGCCGGACAUCCUGGAUCCUAUUAUUCACGAACUUCGCGUUCAGGACGAAGUUUUGUCGAAGUAUGUCACAGACCGCGGACUUGACGCGAUCGCAGCUGAGGCUGAGCGGGACGUUCGGCAAUUCUUGAUGGCAAAGGCAGACGAGGAAGCAGAAAUGCGGAAGCAAGAGAGGCAUUUGCAAGAGUCGUUUGCUGAGGACGGUGGGCUACAGAAGACGAAUGGGCAUGUCAAUGGGCUGAACGGGUACCUUCAUCACGAAGAAGAAGAAGUGGAAGAGGUCGAUGAUGGAGAUGUUGAGAUGGAGUGAUGCGGAUACGGGUUGCUGGGCUCUAAUCGAGAUGCUGACCUGCAAGAACUGCUGGCCGUGCCUCGAGAGAUGGUAUUUGUCGGGAUACUCACUGGGCCACCAUCGCCCUCUUUUCCUUCAUGCGGCAGUUGUGGUUAUGGCAGAAAAGCGAAAGACGUCCGUUCGAGACGGCAGGACAGCGGGCUUGAUUUUCUUGUUUGUACGAGAUGACCACAGACAGCUUGUAGCCUUUACCUAGACAAGGGAAAUGUAUGAUCGAGGCCACGAAACAAGUGGCUUCGACAAAACAGGCAUUCUGCAGACA
Molecule: messenger RNA, 4658 nt
Organism: Cercospora beticola
Lineage: Eukaryota; Fungi; Ascomycota; Dothideomycetes; Mycosphaerellales; Mycosphaerellaceae
Biological process (GO): transcription-dependent tethering of RNA polymerase II gene DNA at nuclear periphery; protein import into nucleus; poly(A)+ mRNA export from nucleus
Cellular component (GO): nuclear pore outer ring
Molecular function (GO): protein binding; structural constituent of nuclear pore
Source: RefSeq, a predicted model, not a curated record